This is a messenger RNA of Heterostelium album PN500, 3330 nucleotides long. Its product is annotated as RNA-binding region RNP-1 domain-containing protein. The record is from RefSeq and is a predicted model, not a curated record. The transcript is spliced from 8 exons. Lineage: Eukaryota; Evosea; Eumycetozoa; Acytosteliales; Acytosteliaceae. Gene Ontology annotation, biological process: regulation of alternative mRNA splicing, via spliceosome; mRNA splice site recognition; alternative mRNA splicing, via spliceosome. Bases 1 to 3330 code for a protein of 1109 amino acids. Gene Ontology annotation, cellular component: catalytic step 2 spliceosome; precatalytic spliceosome. Gene Ontology annotation, molecular function: RNA binding.
AUGAGUAGAAGUAAUAGUCCAAAGAAUACAACUACAACUAAUAAAUUAUCAAAUAGUGGUAGUAAUAUUAAUAAUAAUAAUAACAAUGGUAGCAACAACAGCAGUAGCAGUAACAGAAAGAAAAGAAACGAAGCUAAUGGUAUAGAGAUUUUACAAACAUCACCUGAUAGUAACUCUAUUUCACUAUCAACAAGUAGUAACGGUACUAUUACUACAUCAUCAUCAAAUAGCAACAAUAAUACCACUACAAAUAACAAAGAAAAAGAUAAUAGUAAUAAUAAGGAUAAAGAUAAUAAAGAUAAUAGUGGAAAUAGUACAUCAUCAUCAUCAUCAAAUAAAAGAUCAUCGAGAUCAUCAAAAAGUAAUGGUAGUAGCGAUACUAUGAUGACUUCUACAACAACAACAUCCUCUUCUUCUGGAAAGAAUAGUAAAUCAUCGUCAUCUUCAUCAUCAUCAAAGAAAAAGUCAUCAUCAUCAUCAUCAUCAAAUAGAAGUAGAAGUCAUAGUAGAGGAAGAAGUAGAAGUAGAAGUAAGUCCGACACAAGCGGAAGUAGCAGACACGGAAGUGAUGGUAGCGACAGAAGUCAUAGCAGAGGAAGAAGUAAGAGUAAGAGUAGAUCAAGAAGUAGAACAGCAGCGGUCACCACAGCAAGAGUCGCAGUCGUAGUCGAAGUAGUCGUCGAUCGAGUAAGAGUAGAUCGAGCCGAUCCAACAGCUCCAGCAGCAGUAGCAGCAGAAGUAGAAGUAGAAGUCGCAGCAGAAGUCACAGUAGUCGCGCCAGUCGCUCUCACGGCAACUCGAGAAGUCACAGUCGAAGUCGUAGUCGAAGUCGAUCCAACAGCCGAAAGUCGAGAAGCAGAACCAGAAACAACAGUAGUAGCAGCAGCAGAAGUAGAAGUAGCAGUCGCAGCAGAAGUCACAGCAACAACAGCAGAAGUCGCGGAAGAAGCAAGAGUCGCGACCGAUCGGGAUCUUCAUCGUCGUCGUCGUCCAGUCGCUCGCACUCGCGAAGCAACAGCAACAGCAGCUCCAAACGAAAGCACUCUCGUUCGCGUUCCAGAAGUAAAGAAUCUAGCAGCAAAUCGUCACGUCGUCGCAAGGAAUCAUCUCGCUAUAGCAGUCGCAGCGACAACAACAACAAGUCGUCGUCAUCGAGACGAAGCGAGCGUAACGGAAGCAAGCGAAGCAAGCGUGAUAAAGAUCAUCGCGAUAGCAAUAGCAGUCGUGAUAGAAAGAGCAGUAACAGCAGCAACAAUAGCAGCUCAUCGAGAUAUAAGGACCGAUCCGACCGAUACAGCAGCAACAGCAGCCGAAAGUCAGGCGAUAGCCGAGACAACGAUCGUUACUAUCGUUCGUCAAAGCGAUACUCGUCUACCAGUCGAUCGAGAAGCAGGAGCAGCAACAACAGCUAUUCAUCUUCAUCACGUGAUAAAAAAGACUACAACAGCAGCAACAAUAACAACCACAGUAGCAGUAAGAAACAGAAGUCAAGAAAAAUCAGAUAACGAACUCGGUCAAUCAGCGCUGAAAAAGAAGACAUCUGGUUGGGAUAAUUUGCCAGACAAACAAUCGAUCGAAUCACUUACACCUCAACAAAUACAACAACUACAACAGGCAGCACUCAAUCCAAAUUUGGGUGCAGGAUUAAUUCCACUUUCCACUUUGCAAUACACAACUAAGUCACCUACCUCAACAACAUCCAAUUCACCUGUGAAUAAUUUAAUUCAACAACAACAACAACAACAACAUCAACUAAAUCAAUCUGGAUCAUCGUUGCUCAAUAACCAUCAUCAUCAUCAUCAUCACCAUAUUCCAACAGCAACAGCCAGUACAACAACUCAACUUCUGAAUCUAUCAGGAGGUAUUCCACCACCACAACAACAAUCAUCACCGUCAAACAACAACCCACAAUCUUUAGUUUCAACACAGCCAUCAACGUCGUCGUCGUUAUCAUCGUCGACGUCGCAUCUCGUUCAACCACCAUCCACUAUUCUACCGUCAACAACGCCAACAACACACCCGAAACAACAACAAACUCCAGAACAAGCUCAGUCUAGAAUCUAUAUUGGUAAUAUACAUUUCAACUUGACCGAGACCGACCUCACCUCCAUAUUCUCGCCGUUUGGUCCCAUCAAAUCACUGUCGCUCUCCAAGGACCCUGCCACAGGAAAAUCAAAGGGUUACUGCUUCAUCGAGUACUCCUACCCCGAGGCUGCCAACAAUGCCAUCUCACACAUGAAUCACCAAUCGCUAGCCGGUAGACAGAUCAAAGUUGGCAGACCCUAUAUCCCUGUGGCCGGAAGCGCUGGAGUCGGAGUUGGAGUCGGCGGCGUCGCACCCACUGCCAACGCUAACACAAUAGCAAUUAACGCCAGUACCACCGGUGGUAUGGCCGUCAACAAUCAACCAACACCCCUACCAGCUACAACAACAGCACUUCUGACGACACCAUCACCCUCACCCUCACAAACACCAACCCCAUUCACAAGCAUAUCAUCAACGACGCUAUCCUCAUCCAACUCGAAUGUCCCACUGAUCACUAUUCCAGCAGUUACCUCGCAGCAACUACAACAACCAACAUCGAUACUACCGAAACAAGAUCCAAUGGCAUCGGAAAAUCGUAUCUAUGUAGGAUCGAUCCCAUGGAACGUAAACGAAGAUCAAAUCAAAGUGAUCUUUAGUUCCAUUGGUAAUGUUGUUUCUUGUUCAUUAAUGCCAAAUUUAGAAUCAGGAAGACAUAAAGGUUUUGGAUUUAUUGACUAUGAUAAUUCAAAAUCAGCAGAGGAUGCAAUAGCAACUUUAAAUGGAUAUGACAUUGGAGGUCGACAACUAAAAGUUGGCAGACCAAUUAAAAAUGCAUCAAUUAGCAGUAGUAAUGAAUCAAAACAAACUACUCCUUUAAGUACACCAAUGGUUCCAACUUUAUCAUCAUCGGUAGGAACUGAUUCAAUAGAAGAUGAUGUAACUCUAAGUACCGAGCAAAGAAUAUUGCUCACCCAGAAAUUACUUCGACAAGAUAUAUCUCGUACCAGUAAUCGUUGUUUGGUACUUAGAAAUCUAGGUUCACCCAAAGAGAUUGAUGAUUUUUUUGAAGAGGAGAUUAAAGCUGAAUGUAUGAGCUUUGGACAAGUUGAGAAAUUUGUGCUUACUCACGAUGCUUCGGUGAAGGCCUUCAUACUGUUUAAAGAGCCUGCCGCAUGUGCCACCUGCUUCAACAAGCAGAAUGGAAGAUACUUUAGUGGCUACAUUGUAAAGGCAGAGUACUACGAUAUCUCUCUUUUCAACAAAGGUAAUAAUGGUAUGGAUUCCAAAGAAUGUUUAGAAAAAUAG